GCCACCAUAGUGGACCAAGCCGGAUGACAACGAUGCGAAGCGAUCGCCGGGGCCGACGCAUGCUGCGUCCAUGGAGCGAGCCGACCGAGGAAGCCGACCUGAAGCGCGAGUACCCGUACGUGGACCUCUACGUCCGGGUAACGCGGCAGAUGAUCGGCCUUGACGCGCCCGACCUGGCGCCAUGCAGCACGACCGGAUUGCACCUGCGGCCGAUCCAGCACCACGCGGUGCGACCCCAGCAUGACAACAAGGUCAGCGUCACAAAGGGCACGAAGAAGGAUGAUGUCCAAGCCAAGACGAUGCGCACGAUCGAGAUGUACCUCGGGCACCUCGCGAUCAUCAUGGAUGAGCACGUCUGCGUCACGACGCUGCCCCGGUCGUUUGCCGAGCUCAUGGAGACUGUCGCGUCCCUUCGACCCAACCAAGACCGCGUCUGGUCCCACCACGAAGCGUUGCCACGCUUUGUGAUCCACGACGAGCUCUCGUACCUCUGCUUCACCAACACCCAAGUCCGCUUCGUCUACAUCUUCUAGUGCAUCUCGCCUCGUUGUCUUGCAUUCUCUCGCCCAAG
Saprolegnia parasitica CBS 223.65 is the source of this 571-nucleotide messenger RNA. RefSeq lists its product as hypothetical. The transcript has a single exon. The record is from RefSeq and is a predicted model, not a curated record. The coding region runs from base 24 to 533 and encodes 169 amino acids. NCBI's taxonomy places the organism in Eukaryota, Oomycota, Saprolegniomycetes, Saprolegniales, Saprolegniaceae.